Messenger RNA from Nicotiana tabacum (common tobacco), 552 nucleotides. The record is from RefSeq and is a predicted model, not a curated record. NCBI's taxonomy places the organism in Eukaryota, Viridiplantae, Streptophyta, Magnoliopsida, Solanales, Solanaceae.
AUGGUGGGUGCUCUUCAAUACUUGACUUUGACUCGUCCUGAUAUUGCCUAUGUUGUGAAUGUUGUUUCUCAGUUUAUGCAUGCACAUUGUACUACUCAUUUGCAGUGUAUGAAGCAUAUUUUUAGGUACUUACAGGGUACUAUUUCUCAUGGACUGUUCUUGUGUGCUUCUUCAUCCAAUUCAUUGGUGAUUGUUUAUUCGGAUGUUGAUUGGGCUGGAUGCCCCGAUAGCAGGUGUUCUACUACUGGGUUUGCAAUUUUCUUGGGUUCCAAUCUUAUCUCUUGGCGUGCGAAGAAACAACCAAUAGUUUCAAGAUCGUCUACAGAGGCCAAGUAUAGGGCUAUUGCUUAUACUGUAGUUGAAACUUCUUGGAUUCGUCAUGUUCUUUGUGAGCAUGGUCUUUAUCUUCGUGAAUCGAUUCGAGCAUUGUGUGACAAUAUCAGCUCAACAUACAUGUCUCAUAACCCCGUAUUCCAUGAUCGUUCUAAACAUAUUGAUGUUGACUUUCAUUAUGUUCGUGAUAAAGUUGCUCAAGGGGAUCUUGUUCUCUAA